AUGUGGAAUGCACUGGUGCUAGCAGCGGCUGUAGGUCACAGUGUUGCGGUCUAUGCAUCUCCUACAUGGCCAUACAACAGUGGUGGACAGUACGCUCCGCAGACGGCUGAGACGUACGCUUCACGGACAUACUUCUAUGCUGGCGGAAGAUACAUCAAUGCCACAUUGCCUGGCAAGAACACAUCCUCACAGUACAUGGUCGGGCAGAUCUAUGUGGAGCGCCUGCAGCCUGCUCAUAUCAGACACAAGUAUCCUCUGGUCUUCACUGCCGGCAAUGGGCAGACUGGAUCUAACUGGCUGAACACUCCAGAUGGUCGCGAAGGCUGGGCAUCGUACUUCCUACGCCAGGGCUACGAAAUCUAUCUCACCGACCAAACACUCCGCGGUCGCUCGCCCUGGCUGCCUAUCCCGGGAGGCCCGGACUCGGGCAAUGUGACGGCUUACAGUACCACGCAAACCUCUUCAUUAUUCACUGCUCCACCGGCCUUCGAUCCGCUACCAUAUCCGCAAGCAGUGAAUCAUACACAAUGGCCUGGUACUGGUCUCCCAGGCGAUGAGAUCUUUGAUGCUUUCUAUGCUAGUCAGCUGCAGACGGUUUCUUCCACGGCGCUCGUGGCGAGAGAUAAUAAUGCUUCGUACACUGCUCUCUUAGAUCGUAUCGGCGCCGCGGUCGUGUUGACGCAUAGUCAAGCUGGUUCCUUCGGCUGGCAACUAGGCGAUGCCAGGCCGAAUUUGGUCAAGGCCAUCGUCGCUCUCGAGCCUUCGGGACCGCCCUUUGCGAAUUGGCUUGGGGCGCCUUUUCCACCGGAUUAUCAAAGUAAUGAGAUGCGACCUUAUGGUCUCACGAUCCUGCCUCUAGCGUACGCGCCCGAUGUCGGAAUGAACGCUUCGCUCUUGUCGACAGUCACGAUACCGGCGAGAGAUAACCAGAGUGCACCGUGUACGCUCCAGGCCGCGCCAGCCAAGCGAUUGGUGAAUUUGGGAAAGAUACCAGUACUGAUGUUGACGAGUGAGGCGAGCUAUCAUGCCGUGUACGAUUACUGUACUGCUGCUUAUCUGCAGCAAGCUGGGGUCAAUCUGACGUAUGUUGAUCUGCCGGAGGUGGGCAUACAUGGUAAUGGGCACUUCAUCUUUCUGGAGAAGAAUAAUCUGCAGGUGGCUGAGGAGGUUGUGAUGCCGUGGUUGCGCGGAUGUGGAUAG
Messenger RNA from Recurvomyces mirabilis, 1200 nucleotides. RefSeq lists its product as uncharacterized. The coding region runs from base 1 to 1200 and encodes 399 amino acids. The record is from RefSeq and is a predicted model, not a curated record. Lineage: Eukaryota; Fungi; Ascomycota; Dothideomycetes; Mycosphaerellales; Teratosphaeriaceae. The transcript is spliced from 3 exons.